AUGUCUGUUUCAACUUCAAUUUCAUCAUCAAGAUCUACUUCAAAAUUUUCUGAUAUGCAUUCAUUAUAUUUAAAAUUAACAAAUGUUCAUUGUAUUGAAUGUGAAUUAUCAAUCAAAAAGAUUCUAUCACAUUUUUAUAAAUUAAAUCAAGUUGAUAGCGAUAAUAUUUCAGAAUCAAAUUUAAAAGAAUUGACUACAACCAAGGAGAUUUUUUAUAAUAUAAAAGAUGCUGAAGUUAAAUUAUUUGGUAACAAAAGUUUGAAUUUUGCUGGUGAUUUGAAAAAAAUUAUUAAAAGAUUAGAAAAAAACGGGUUUAAAGUAAUUAAAUGGGAUAUAAUUGAAGGUGAUGAAAUCAAAUCAUCAUCAGAAUUAGAUAUUGGGGAUUUAGAAGCUGAUAAUCAUGGCAUUGGUAGAUUUUAUGAUACUGGAUUUUUCGACUUCUGGGGAUUAUAUCAAAAAGUUUUCACAACAAGUUCUACCAAAAAACAUUUGAAAUAUUGUAAAGUAUGUCAAAAUUUAGCAUCUAAUGGUUCAAACAACUUUAGUAAUCUACCGUCUGAUCAAUCAUCAAUUGAAACAAAAGUUGAAAUACCUCAUCAUGAAUUUAGAGCUUCAUUUUUAAUUACUGGUAUGACUUGUUCAUCAUGUGUUCAUACUGUUGAUGAUGCAUUAAAAUCUUUAUUCUCUGAAUUUCAAACUAAAAAUGAUGAACCAAAUUUUUCAAUUAAUUUAUUAAAACAGUCAAUAGUUGCUAUAAUCCCAAACAAGCAAUUAAUCAAUCAAAUUAUUGAUAGAGUUGAUGACUUGGGGUUUGAUUGUAAAUUAAUUGAAGUAUUACCAGUGCAAAGAUCAAUAAAUACUAAAAUUACUGCGUUAAUUGGGGGUAUGACUUGUGCAGCCUGUGCUAAUUCGAUUGAAGCUGCAGUGAAAGAAUUACCAUUCGUAUUAGAAAGUGGUAUUAAUGUUGUUACCAAGAAUGCUCAAUUUAUUUUGGAAGAUGAUAAUCAACAUGAGAAUAUUGCAAAAUUAGGACAAACAGUUGAAGAUUGUGGAUUUGAUUUUGAAAUCAUCAAAAAUGAAAAGAUCAAUUUCACUUCAGGUAAGCAAAAUCCAAGAACUAUUAAUAUUAAAAUUGAUGGUAUGUUCUGUAAUCAUUGUCCAGAAAUUAUAACAAAUUACCUAUCUCAUUAUGGUGAUGCAGUUGUUAUUAAUGAUCCAAUAACUUUAAAACAUCCAUUUGUAAAAUUUACAUAUGUACCAAGUCGCGAUAUAAUGAUUAGGAAAUUUUUAUAUGAUUUAAAUCAUUUAAGAGAUGAUGGCAAUGGAGAAUACAAGAUUACUGAAGAACCUGGGUCUUUCGCUUGUAAAUUGGUUAAACCAGUAUCUGUUGAUGAACAUAUUAGAAAAUUAGCUAAACGUGAAUUAAUGAAUUUAGCAUUGAGAUUAGUUUUAGCUACUGCUUUUGCUAUCCCUACUUUUGUUUUUGGUAUUGUUGCAAUGUCAUUAUUACCUAAAACUCAUCCUUUUAGAAUUUGGGUAGAAGAACCAAUUUGGGUUGGAAACACUUCAAGAGAUUCUUGGAUCUUAUUCAUUUUGGCUACCCCGGUAUAUUUCUUUGCAGCUGAUACUUUCCAUCGUAAAGCAUUUAAAGAAAUUAAAUCAUUAUGGUUUCACAAGAAUUCUUUUAAACAAAGAUUAUUUAAAUUUGGAUCAAUGAAUUUAUUAAUGAGUUUAGGUACAACAGUUGCAUAUUUUGCAAGUAUUGCAUUAUUAGCCUUGAGUGCCAAACAACAGCGUAAGACUAACAUGGGUUUUCAUACUACUUAUUUUGAUUCUGUUGUGUUUUUAACUUUCUUUUUGUUGAUUGGUAAAUUAUUACAAAGUUACUCCAAAACCAAAACUGCUGAUGCUAUAUCUCAAUUAGGUGAUUUAAAACAAUCUGAAGCUACUUUAGUUGAACCAACUGAUUCCGAUAGGUAUGAAAAUGAUGAAGUAGUAGAUUUAGAGUUAUUAGAAGUUGGUGAUUAUAUUAAAAUUGGGACCGGUGAAUCACCACCAGUUGAUUGUGUAAUAGUUGAAGGAGAAUCAAAUUUUGAUGAAAGUGCAUUGACUGGUGAAUCAACUCCUGUAAAACAUAUCGAAGGACAUCAAGUAUUUUCAGGUACUGUAAACAUCGGUAACAAUUCCAUUAUAGCAAAAGUUACAAGUUUGGAAGGUGAUUCAUUAUUAAGUCAAAUCGUAAAUACUGUAAGAGAUGGUCAAUUAAGAAAAGCUCCAAUGGAGAAAACUGCUGACUUAAUCACUGGUUAUUUUGUCCCAUUAAUUAUAUUUUUGGCUAUUAUUACUUGGGUUAUUUGGUUAUCUUUAGGAUUUUCGGGUGCAUUACCACAGCAUUACCUUGAUAUAGAUAUUGGUGGUUGGACAGUCUGGUCCUUAGAGUUUGCUAUAGCAGUAUUCGUGAUUGCAUGCCCAUGUGGAAUUGGUUUAGCUGCACCAACUGCAUUAUUUGUCGGUUCGGGAUUAGCUGCAAAAUAUGGUAUAUUAGCUAAAGGUGGUGGUGUUGCAUUUCAAGAUGGUGCAAAUAUAAAUGUUGUAUGCUUUGAUAAAACUGGGACUUUGACUAAAGGUGAAAUGUCUGUAACUAAUUAUUCCUUUGUUGAGAAAGAUUCUGUGAUGAAACAAUUUGCUUUACAAAUAAGUAGAGACUUAGAAGUUGCUUCUGGACAUCCGUUAGCAAAAGCCAUUAAACUGUUUAUUGAAUAUAUUAGUAAUGAAUCCAAGAUUGAUUUAUAUGGAAACAAAAUUCCACAAGUUGAAACUAUUCCAGGACGUGGUUUAGGUGGUAAGAUAAUUUAUGAAUCUGAUGAUAAAACAAAUUGGAGUAAAUUUGACCCAGUUGAAGCUAUUUUGGGUAAUGAAAAAUUAAUGCAAGAGAAAAAUGUUUCGAUACUGGAAUUAGAAUCAAAUUUAUUAACAAAAUGGAAAACUGAAUGUAAAUCAGUAAUGUUAGUUGCACUUAAGUGUCCGAAUUGUUUUCAUGAUUCAAAUUUCCACUUAAUUUUCAUGAUGGCAGCAAGAGAUCAAAUAAGACCAGAAACCAAAAGAAUUUUAAAUUACUUAAAAACCAAAAAAAUAGAAACUUGGAUGAUAACAGGUGAUAACAAGCAAACAGCAGAUGCUAUCGCCAGUGAAAUUGGUAUUGAAAAUGUAGUAAGUGAAGUAUUACCAGAUGAGAAAGAAUCUCAAAUUAAAAGAAUUAGACAACUCAAGCAAUCACAACAACAAAAAUGUACUAUUGCUAUGGUUGGUGAUGGAAUAAAUGAUGCACCAGCAUUAGCUUCUGCUGAUGUUGGUAUAGCGUUAAGUUCAGGUGCUGAUAUAGCUGUUACUUCAAGUGAUUUCAUAUUGUUGAACAAAUUACAUCCAUUGAUUAGUUUAAUUACAUUAAUUGAUUUAUCAAGAAAAGUAUUUCGUCGUAUAAAAUUUAAUUUUGGAUGGAGUUUAGUUUAUAAUAUGAUUGGGUUACCUAUUGCUGCUGGUGUUAUAUAUCCUUAUAAAAAUUCAAGAUUAGAUCCUGUUUGGGCAAGUGCUGCUAUGGCAUUAUCUUCAAUUAGUGUUGUUUUAAGUUCAUUAGCUUUAAGAUUAUACAAACCAAAGAUCAAUGUCAAUGAUUUCAAACUAGAAGAAAAUGAAUUAAUUUUACCAAUUGAAGAAUAA
This is a messenger RNA of Lodderomyces jiufengensis, 3717 nucleotides long. RefSeq names its product Crp1p (gene CRP1). Gene Ontology annotation, molecular function: copper ion binding; P-type divalent copper transporter activity; ATP hydrolysis activity. NCBI's taxonomy places the organism in Eukaryota, Fungi, Ascomycota, Pichiomycetes, Serinales, Debaryomycetaceae. Gene Ontology annotation, biological process: monoatomic cation transport; copper ion homeostasis. The coding region runs from base 1 to 3717 and encodes 1238 amino acids. The transcript has a single exon. The record is from RefSeq and is a predicted model, not a curated record. Gene Ontology annotation, cellular component: membrane.